AUGUCUCUAAACAAGGGUAUUCUCCUUGACAAUUACCAAGAACUCUCCCUCUUUGUUUUCUAUAACUCAAACCAGCUCCUCAGUCUGUACUGUAUUCCUUCCCAUGGUGGUUCCUGUCGUUUCAGCAACGUGGUUUCCUUCAGUGAUGGAGCUCUCGGCAACAACACAGGGACGCCCUACUUCUAUCUCACACCGUUGGAUCCGUCUGCUGCUGACGUGGCAGCCGAUCCUCGCGCCUCAUUGGCUGUCAGCGCCAUGCCUCUUGGAACUUGCGGUGACGCGGACCCGGAAAGCCCAGUCUGUGCCAAGCUGACCCUUUCGGGAGAGCUGCACCGAGUGCUCGACCCCGAAGAGCUUUCAUUCGCCGAACACGCCCUCUUCACUCGACACCCCGAGAUGCAGACUUGGCCCAAGGACCACAACUUUCACGUUUUCAAGCUUGUCCUCGCUAAUGUCUUCCUCAUUAACGGCUUUGGUGGACCCAGGCACAUUACCUUAGAACAGUACUACAGUGCAUCGUCUGACAUUCCAGUAUCGAAGCUUACGGUAUGA
This is a messenger RNA of Closterium sp. NIES-65, 552 nucleotides long. Lineage: Eukaryota; Viridiplantae; Streptophyta; Zygnematophyceae; Desmidiales; Closteriaceae. The record is from the annotation of a GenBank genome assembly.